AUGACCUACUACACAGUGGAGGAGAUCACUGAUCGUCGCAUCAACGAGAAUGACGGCGCCAUCGAGUACGCCGUGAAGUGGGAGGGGGUUGCCGGCGAACUCACGUGGGAGAAGCGCCACCAGCUAACAGAGAACUGUGCAGAGACGGUGCAGGCAGUGGACCAGCGGUGCAUGGACGCCACCGAUGAGGAACUCGAACGUUGGCGCGACGGUAAAUGGAAGCGUGGCGCGAAACGAGCGCACGAUGCACCACCGCUAGUAGGCACCACAACGGAGCGGCGAAAACGCAGUCGAUCUGUCUCUCCGGCUGCAGGGGAGGACCUGGAGCAGGUGGAAGUAUUGAAUGGGCUUCUCCUUCGUCCCCCAUGCGGCGCCCAGAACGCCGAGGAGGAGGGGACGAUCCUGAUGCUGGGCGAGGUGGUCUUGGCGGAGGAGGCGUCGGCCAUCCUAAACGGCACCGGCAGCUACCGGAAGAAGUGUAGAACCGCAACCGUCAGCACCGCCGUCGCCUUUCACACCGCCCCGGCUCUAGACAUCGAGAAGCGCUGGCGUGGCAUACACGGACAGAGCCUCCUCCACAGCAUCGAAGUCGCGCAGUCGAUCACUCCUUUUCACCCGCACUUUCGCCUCCACGGAUGCGACCCGGCAACGCGGUGCGCGAUGGCGCUGGAGGUGGAGCGGUCCUCACACCUGCGCAUCAUCAGCAUCGCGCCUCCGCUCAUGACGCACAGCGGCGCAGUGUUUGGGCUGCCCGUGGCGCUAGACCCUCUUGUGGGGGAGAAGGAUGUGGAGCAGCUACGACAGAGCGUGCAGCUCGAGUCUCCGCUCUUCGGUAGUGCUGCCCAAGAACUCGUGAAGCCUCAUGUGGAGCAGAUGGUUGUGCGGUACAUCAUUCCCGAGGUGACGCCUGCCACCGAUGACGACACCGCCACUCCCACCACUGAGUUGUUCCCUGUUCACGGUCGCAUCGCCUCCAUGCCACUCUCAGUCUUCCGGGUGGUGUUUCCACAGCUGCUCAUCGACUACCUGCUCACGAACUCCGUCGUUCUGCGUUGA
Molecule: messenger RNA, 1056 nt
Organism: Leishmania major strain Friedlin
Lineage: Eukaryota; Euglenozoa; Kinetoplastea; Trypanosomatida; Trypanosomatidae
Exons: 1
Coding region: 1-1056 (351 amino acids)
Source: RefSeq, a predicted model, not a curated record